Zasmidium cellare ATCC 36951 is the source of this 1128-nucleotide messenger RNA. RefSeq lists its product as uncharacterized. Gene Ontology annotation, biological process: translational initiation. The record is from RefSeq and is a predicted model, not a curated record. Lineage: Eukaryota; Fungi; Ascomycota; Dothideomycetes; Mycosphaerellales; Mycosphaerellaceae. Gene Ontology annotation, molecular function: protein-folding chaperone binding. Bases 1 to 1128 code for a protein of 375 amino acids. Gene Ontology annotation, cellular component: cytosol. The transcript has a single exon.
AUGGUCGCCGACACCAAACUCUAUGACCGCCUCGGCGUGUCAGCGACCGCUUCACAAGAAGAGAUCAAAAAGGCCUACCGCAAAAACGCCCUCAAGAACCACCCAGACAAAAACCCGGCCGGCGCCGAUAAGUUUAAGGAAGUCUCGGAGGCGUACGAGAUUCUGAGUGAUCCGGAAAAGAGACGGAACUAUGACAACUACGGCUACGAUUUCAUCACGGGCAAGGCGGGGCCGCCGCCGCAGGAGGGCGAGAAUCCUUUCGCUGGGGCUGGGGGCAUGCCUGGCGGGAUGGGCGGGAUGCCGGGUGGGUUUGGAGGCAUGGGUGGAGGUGGGGGUGGGACGAGGACGUUCCAUUUCAGUACGGGGGGUGGAGGACGGGGAGGGUUUGGCGGGUUCAGUGAUCCGAAGGAUAUCUUUGCGGAGUUUAUGAGGGGUGGUGGGGCGGGUAUGGGUGGUGGAGGGGCGGAUGAUGAGGAUAUCUUUGGAGGGUUUUCGAAUUUUGGUGGAGGUGGGUUUGGUGGAGCAGGGGGGAGGCCCAGUGGAGGGAGGAGUGCGAGUGGGUUUGGAGGUAGGAGGAGGGAGCCGGAGGUCGAGACGACGGUGGUGGAGAAGCCGUUGCAGGUGUCGUUGGAGGAUACGUUCAACGGCACAACGAAGAAGCUCAAGGUCCAGCGCAAGACGUACGAUUCACAAUCGGGGAAGCAGAGCGUCGAGGAUAAGAUCCUGUCGGUCCCGAUCAAGAAGGGAUUGAAGGCGGGCAGCAAGAUCAAGUAUCCAGACAUGGGCGAUCAGGUCGAGGGUGGUGUGCAGGACUUGCACUUCAUCGUGAAAGAGAAGCCACACCCGCUGUUCACCAGGGAUGGAGACGACAUCAAGCAUACCGUGGAGAUCGACCUGAAGGAAGCCCUGACAGGCUGGAAACGCACCGUGCAGACCAUCGACGGCAAACAAUUAUCCGUGUCGAGCGCAGGUCCCACGCAACCCGAAUGGACCGAGCGGUUCCCUGGACUGGGCAUGCCCAAGAGCAAGACGCCCAGCAGCAGGGGUGACUUUAUCGUGGGGGUGAAGAUCAAGUUCCCGACGAGCUUGACGGCCGACCAGAAGCAGAAACUGAAGGAGAUUCUGUGA